AGAUUUAGCUGUUUAUUUGCCUAAAAUUGUAAUCCUUCCCCACUUUUUUCUUUAUAUAAUUGACGCUUUAUAUUACACAUAACAAUGCCACUUUUCGCGUCGAUAGCCACACGGACAAGAUCCGUUAGUAAAAUUAGCAUUAGUAAUUUUGGCAAUUAGUCGUGCGUGUCACACGGGCUGUAAAACCUUCGCAGAGCACAGUGUAACACGAUCGCUUUGUUUGGACAAGGAUUUAGACUUUCGAGGAAGUCCAACUAGCGAAUCACAAGCCUCAAAUCCGUAGAAAAAACUUGGCAACUUGUUUGGAGCUGGAAAGGGAUGAAAACGGGCAAGAAAUAAUACAAAAAAUGAUGUGCUUAAUCAAAGGCUUCGUGUUUUGGUGCUGUGUUUCUUUAGUCAUUUUAGGUAAUAGUUCAGCGAAUGAAUCUGCAAGCAAGACGAAAGCGAAGCAGUGUUCACCGUUCUCUGCAGAACUUGCAAAACUUUGUGGCUAUAAUGCAACUGCAAAAUUCAAGUACAAUGAACAUUAUUCUAUGGCCUCUAGAGCUAUAGACGCAAUUACGAAGCUACUCGUAGGAUGUUCGCCGUAUGCGAAUGAGUUAAUAUGUUCGGUUUAUCUUCCACGGUGCGAGGAAGGGUUCGAUGGGCCAUCUUUACUAUGCCGAAGAGUUUGCGACGAAGUCUUUAACAAAUGCGGAGACCUCAUCGCCAGGCAUGGUCUUGAAUGGAUAAUUGGAAUGUGCCAGCUUUUAUCUUGGCAAGAUAAUCCUGAAGGGAAACACUAUCUAGAAAGGUGCUAUGAACCAAACGGUUUCAAUACUUCCAUUCGCGUCGAAGAUGAGUCCAACAAGCUUCAAUGCCAUCCGCUUGAUAUCCCAAUCUGUCAACAGCUCGGCUACAACAAGACUGUCCUCUCCGUCACUAAGCAACAGGCAUAUAAGAAUUAUGUCACAAAUAAACUUAGGAAAUUCGAGGCUGAAAACAACACUGAUUGCCGCAUUAUGAGAAAGCGGUUUUUCUGCACGGAGAAUUUUCCUGGCUGCGUCAAUAACAGACCUGCGUUCUUCUGCCGAGAUAAAUGCCACGAAUUCUUCCAAAAGAACUGCACGUCGAUAUUCUUCUACGACUCGUCUAUGUGCAUGGAGUUCCCGCAAGGAAAUUCUGAUGUAGACAUCUGUGAGCAGGUGAAUUGGCCAAGGGCAGCAAAUUGGCCUAUUGUCAACAAGGUGCCAGGACCCGGGGUAAAUACUUCAUCAAGCAAGACAGAUAUUACUACAGCAAGCCCAAGCAGCAACUCCCCUGCAAGCCCAAGCAGCAACACCCCUGAUUCCCAAGGACCCCCGGGUGUGUACGGCCGGCGUAAUGAUGCUGACAGCUCGAGUGGUAACGUGACGGCUGGGGUGGUGGGCGGGGUGAUAGCGGGGUUGUGCCUUGUCAUCUUUGCUAUUGGCCUCGCCUACUAUCUACACAAGAGAAAAAAGCGGAGAGAGGGUUUCCCGUACGAUAAGCAGAUCUUGUACUCGGAUGACGGCGUCGAUAUAGAUGACCCAGCAAUCGAGACUUAAAAGGAGGUUUAAAGCCGCGUCCGUAUUGCGUGACGAAGUUCUACUACCGCAAAAAAAUAAAAUAAGCGAAAGACUUCAAUAGGAAAUAAGGAACUGAUCAUCAGGGAGCGGGGAGUCAGAAUUGAGCCCCUUGGCAAACGAUUUACGCUUAAACAGUACACCCCUCCUUCUCACUCACACCAUGUCCCCCCUUUUAUUUGGAACUCACUUUGCCACAUUUAUUCAUUGAGACUACAUUGAACCACCCCCUUUCUUUUAGAAAGUGAUAUUAAUCAGCACCCUCUCAGAGAAGGAUAAAAAUAGACACCACCUCUCGAUUCUGACUUUUCCGAUAAUUACAGUCCGAAAUCGGCUUGAACUGCGGCGAAGUUUUAUCUGGGCUAUUUUUUAUUGCUUAAUGUGAAAUAAAACAUGGGUGAUUGUAUUUUCCAAAUGAUACAAUGCUCUGAUAUUCUAAACAAUGUCACGCAAUUGGAUUUAGUCUUCUAGUAGUAAGUUAAAAGUGUGACAUUUUUAUACAAGCGAAACCGCAUAAAACACAUACACAAAAUAUCUGGUAAAGUCUGUCAUUUCAUAGUUUUUGUUGACCUAGUUUUACUAGAAAACAUAAGCUGGAAACGUCUUUGCUUUGUAAAUUAUCGAUCAACAUUUUCAGGGCGCGACUCUAAUUUAAAAAAAAUGUCAUCAAU
Nematostella vectensis (starlet sea anemone) is the source of this 2254-nucleotide messenger RNA. RefSeq lists its product as uncharacterized. Gene Ontology annotation, cellular component: plasma membrane. The record is from RefSeq and is a predicted model, not a curated record. Bases 348 to 1565 code for a protein of 405 amino acids. The transcript has 6 exons. Gene Ontology annotation, biological process: canonical Wnt signaling pathway; non-canonical Wnt signaling pathway. NCBI's taxonomy places the organism in Eukaryota, Metazoa, Cnidaria, Anthozoa, Actiniaria, Edwardsiidae. Gene Ontology annotation, molecular function: Wnt receptor activity; Wnt-protein binding.